Molecule: messenger RNA, 1614 nt
Organism: Aureobasidium pullulans EXF-150
Lineage: Eukaryota; Fungi; Ascomycota; Dothideomycetes; Dothideales; Saccotheciaceae
Exons: 3
Coding region: 1-1614 (537 amino acids)
Cellular component (GO): actin cortical patch
Molecular function (GO): phosphatidate phosphatase activity
Source: RefSeq, a predicted model, not a curated record
AUGCGUUCCUCUUUGGCUUACGGAGCCCUGCUUCAAGCAUCUCUGUACACCCUCACUAAUGCCUCGCCGGCACCUACACCUCGUCGCGUGGUUCAUGGAGAACCUCAGGCACCCCGUGUAACCGGAUCGCCCGUCGACUCGCACCCGUCGCGCACUGAGAGAUACCGUCGCGGUCUCAUCGACGAUGUCCAGUCGGACAUUGGCUCAAUCCUUGGUGGACUUGGCUCGGACCUCCCUUCAUGGGUCGCAUCUGGUGUACCAAAUUUCUUCCAGGGCUUCCCUACCGGAGACGCUGUUGUUUCCUCGCUCGGCCUUGACGAUAGCCAGGUAGAUGCGUUGCCGACUCAGGUCCUUAACCUUGACCCUUACGCCAACUGGACCGAGUCUGGCUGGAACGUGAGAUUCCACGGAAAUGUGUACAAGCAGCCCAACACCUCUACCCAGGACCUGAACCGUUUGGCCAACAUCUUCCUCGUGGACACUUCUGUUGGAGAACUUCCUCAGGAUCAGGCAGACAGAGCACGAAAUGUUACUGCAUCUAUCUUCGUCAUUCAGCAAGGUGAUGUAGCCGUUUCGCCAAUCCACCUUGACCCUGCCGCGUCGCAAGGCUCCUCUGGUGAGCCAGGUGGUGGCGGUGCGGUUACUCCCAGUGGAGGCAACCAGACCAUCACUCUCCCUUACAACACCACCGUCGAGGGUGACUUCGAUGUUUUCGUGCCUAUCAACAGUGAUGGCCUUAUGGCUGGAAACGAGACCAACGAGGUUCAGCGUUUGAACACUCACGUCGAGGGUGCUUCCAUUGGCAAUUCCACUGCAUACCUUGUUCCCACUACCGGUCUUACCGUCGUCAGUGAUAUUGAUGAUAUUCUUCGUAUCACCAAGAUCUACGAGCCCUCCCAGGGUCUGCUCAACUCUUUUGCAAAGGAAUACGUUCCUUGGGAGAACAUGCCUGAUAUCUACGCCAACUGGAGCAGAAGUCUUCCCAACACCCACUUCCACUACCUGACCACUACCCCUGAGCAAGUCACCAGAGCUUACAUGAACUUCACCUACUCCCAUUACCCUGGUGGCUCGUUCGAUACCCGCCCUCUCAACUUCUCGGAUGUUUCGGCAACCCUCUCCAUCCGCAAGUUCCUUCUCACCAAGGUCUUCGAGACUUUCCCUCAGAGAAAGUUCAUUCUCGUCGCCGACACAAGUAACAGCGAUGUCAUGAAGGACUACCCUCAAAUGGCAACCGACUUCCCUGACCAAGUCCAGUGCAUCUUCUUGCGCAACACCAGUGGCACAGACUCUGGCGACAAGUUCCCCUACGAUACCAGCGGUUUCAAGAACUUGAACCAGCAGAAGUACAUGUUCUUCUUGAACCCCGAUGAUCUCAGCAACUUGGACAUUGCCAACGGACAGUGCUACAAUCAGUCGAUUGCUCAGAACCUGACUUUCGGCUACCAAGGCCUACCCUUCGGUCUUGGAGACUCUCCCUCAGCUGUCAACGCUUCUGCCAACCAGACUGGCAAGAGCAUGGCUGCUGGAUUCAAGAACAAGGAUGUUGUUGGUGCACAGAGUUCUUUGGCUCUGGUUGCCGCACUUGGAGCCGCCAUGUUCAUGUUCCUUUAG